Perognathus longimembris pacificus (Pacific pocket mouse) is the source of this 3139-nucleotide messenger RNA. It is a transcript of the gene Vip, whose product is annotated as vasoactive intestinal peptide. The record is from RefSeq and is a predicted model, not a curated record. NCBI's taxonomy places the organism in Eukaryota, Metazoa, Chordata, Mammalia, Rodentia, Heteromyidae. Gene Ontology annotation, molecular function: peptide hormone receptor binding; neuropeptide hormone activity. Bases 1790 to 2302 code for a protein of 170 amino acids. The transcript has 8 exons. Gene Ontology annotation, biological process: positive regulation of protein catabolic process; learning or memory; epinephrine secretion. Gene Ontology annotation, cellular component: extracellular region; perikaryon; neuron projection.
CCAACUGCUUCUUUGGGACACACUGGCUUUGCUUUCUGUCUUCUCUUGCUUGUGGAGACUAUGGCUAAUAACACGACAAGUUUAGGGAGUCCAUGGCCAGAAAACUUUUGGGCUAUGAUUUGUCUGUGGCUUCUAAUCAACUUACAUUGCUGUUGCUGCUCUUACACAAAAUUGCUGCUCUGAGAAUAGGGUGACAAUGAGCUAAGGGCCAACAACUCCAUAUUCGAACCAUUUCAACCUUUAGUUUGUAAUAAUCAGUUAAGAAAAAAAAAAGAUUUCCUGGAAUUACGCCACAGGAACUCUGGCUUAAGUCAGAGCUGUCAACUCGAGAACAAAUUUCCAGACGUUUUGAAAUUUAAUUCAUUUAAUUUUUCUUGUAACUAGAUUAGAAAAUAUGAUUAAGUGUAGCAAGAUAUUCUUUUUACUGGAUCAGUCUGACUCUGAAAGCAGUGAAUAGAUCCUAAAGUCUUAAAGCAGAAAAAAGGAAGAGGGCUUUGAAGCUGUGUUCCCUUUAGGAAUAUAUUUUAGAAACUAUAAGAGAACACACAUGCCAGAAUUUUAAAAUAAGUAAAUAAAGGAGAGGAUAACAUGUUGCCUUGUUUCCCAUGAACUUUUUCAGACAGCUGCAUUUUUAUCGUACACCCUGGUUAAAUAUAUGCUAUGAUAUGGUGAGUUAAAAACCCACAAAUAGAAAUAACUAUCAAAGUUAUUUCUAUCAAAGUAAUUCUUUGAGGCAAACUGCUUUUGAAAUGAUUGAGUCAGGAAUGUCCAAACAAACCCUGAUGUGGAUGUGUGUGUUUGGGUAGGGAUGGGAAAUUUGAAACAAUUCAAUGUAAAGUGAGAACAAUUUUUAAAGAGAAAGAAGAAUGCAGUCCCCUGGAACAUACUCUCUGAUAAAAAAAAUCAUUUUAGGAGCAUUUAAUAUUGUGUAUGUCAAAUGAAUUGGCAAUUAAUUUUAUACAUACAUGAACUAGCAAUGCUGUGAUUGUUUUAUACAAUAAUGCUCAUGUUAUACUAUCUCAGAGAAAAUCUUUGAACCUUGGCUGAAACAUUUUCCUAGGAUUAGCUUUACAUAAAAGAAGUAUAAUGACAAGAAAUGUGAAAAUUUAUUUCUAGUAGCUUUUAAAAUUAGGGUAGAUUUCAGGAGCGACUAAGUCAGGUCUACAUAAAUAGUAUAAGAAAGAAAAAAAUAGGAGAACUGAUGCUUUGUAAUAAAGGAGAAUAAUAAAUCUUAAGCAUUGUGAAUAUGAUUUUCUUGUUUUACAUUUUGUAUUUGUUUCUGUAUGCAAUCUUUAUUUUUUAGAAGCAAUCCUACAGCCGUAGUUUUCACAUGACAGCCAUUCUCUUAAUUCACUCCGACUAAUUAAAUAUUAAGGCAUUUCAUACUAAUUUGAUACUUCUGCUUUAAAAGUGGUUUUCCUCUUUUUAUCUUACAUCUUGAAGUUACUCACUAUAAAUGUAUAAAAAUCAGACAUGACGACAAUUUAAUAUGAACUUCAAGACCUAUUCAUCCCAUGAGAUUAUGAGUGUGACGUCUUUCAGGGAGCUUUGUGAUUGCUCAGCCCUAAGUGCAAGUCCUAUAAAACGAGGGACUUUGAAAUGCUGGUCAGGGCGGAUUGAGAACAGAAGCUGCCAAGAACAGCCAAGCCUGAGCUAGUAGCAGGGGCUGAGAACUGGUGGAGGCUGUCCAGGCCUCGCGGGACUUCAGCACCAGGGACAGCUCUCCCAUCUUCCUCAGAAGACAAGAACUCUCCAUUCAGAACACAGUAGUACUUAGCAAGACACAGGAAUGGAAGCUGGAAGCAAGCCCCAGUUCCUGCUGCUCCUGACACUUUCCAGCAUCCUCUUCUCUCAGACCGUGGCCUGGCCCCUUUUUGGACCACCUUCUGCUUUGAGGGUGGAUGACAGAGUCCAGUUUGAAGGAGGAAAUGAGCCUGACCAAGUUUCAAUAAAAGCAGAUGCUGACAUCUUGCAAAAUGCAUUAGCUGAAAAUGACACACCCUAUUACGAUGUAUCCAGAAACACCAGACAUGCUGAUGGAGUUUUCACUAGUGACUUCAGCCGACUCCUUGGUCAACUUUCUGCUAAAAAGUAUCUUGAGUCACUGAUUGGAAAACGAGUUAGCAGUAACAUCUCAGAAGACCCGGCACCAAUCAAACGGCACUCGGACGCUGUAUUCACUGACAACUACACCCGUCUUAGAAAACAAAUGGCUGUAAAGAAAUACUUGAACUCAAUUCUGAAUGGAAAGAGGAGCACUGAGGGAGAAGCUCCUGACUUCCCUGAAGAGCUAGAAAAAUGAUGAAGAAGCUUUUUGGCCCAAAGCUAAGGAUGAGUGAAUUCUUGAAGGAAAACAUCAAUAGACAAAGUCGUUACAUUUUGAGUUCUACAUAACUAAUUCAAGAAAACAACUUUAAUAGCGAAACCAAAUGGAAUACAUCGUGUUGUGAAUGUUGUGAUUUCUUUCAUUCUGAUGUGAUCAUUGUGAUGUUUACAUUGUAAAUAUUAUUUGAGAGUUGUAAAAUUUGUCUUUAGUUCAUGAAAGGCUGGUAAUUUCAUAUGCUAUAUAUUCUUUCUAACAAAAAGGUAUUUAAUGAUUAGUAGAUACUAGGAUAAUUCCAUUUAUCUGAUGCUUUUUGGAAAUGUAGCAAUAGAGGAAAAUUGAUGUAUUUAUUUGUAGACCAUAGUUAGCUCUUCAGAGUAGAAAAGAUAAUCAAAGUGUCUAAAUUUGAAUGCUAAAUAGAUAAACUAUUUAACGUGUGUUAAAUAAACUUUAAAUAUGUGAGAGAAUAUCAAGGAGAUAAAAACGACAUCCUUCAAAACAAUUUCCAGAAAACAUGUGAUUUCCACAUUUAUGGCAAAUUUAUCUCAAGUGGGAGUUAAAAUCUCUUAAAUUAGGAUCUCUGAUUACCAAACGCUUUCUUCUGAUCUUGUGAUUUUUUAAAGGGAGAAUGAUGUUGAACGUCCCCUAAUGCUGAGUAUGUGAAAAAUAUGAUGUUUCUCAGUAAUGUUUGUUUCCCAUAAGCCCUCAGAAUAAUGUUUGGUUAUUAACAGUUUCCCUCAGUAAAACGCAUUAGGAGAUAUGACUAUUUUUCCAAGAUGGCUGUAAGAAAUUAACAUGGAAAAUAAAGACCUAUGA